AUGACGUGUCAGUCAAGUCACUGGAGUACAACAGGGACCAGGACUGUAGUUGUGAUUGGGGAUGGGGAUGUCAAGAGUGUGACGUUUAUUUUCAAACAGUUGUGUUAUGGAAAUAAUGAAAACCAGCGAGUUCAUGACACAAAUCACUUUUUAUUCGCUAACGCUCUGAGAGACGCAGAUUCCUACACAUGGAGGUGCAUCAAAGAGCCCUCAUUUAAUAUAUCAGUCCAUGCUUACGACUACGAUUCUGUCGGUGGCAAUGAUGAUCUUGGCGUGACAAGCUACGUGUACAGAGGGAAUACAACUGAGGGACUGACCGUCACGACAACACCCGGAAAUAAGAACUUAUCGAUAAAAAUACAACUUACAGUAUCGUUUUCAAUUAAUAAUUCCGCUAUGCACUGUGAACAGAUAGAAAACGCAAAAAAGACCACACAAUCAACAUCAAUUAUUUCAACGACCUUAGAAAAUAUAGAAAUAAAUACAUUAUCAAAAUCAACUUCACAACGACCACUCAAGACACCAACGGUUAAUACACCAAGAACAACGAUUAGUAAACCAACAACAAAUACUUUCCCAGAAAGAAUGACUAACACACCAGCAAUAGCGACAAAUAACCCUUCAACAACGAACAUUUUAUCAUCAACAACAAUCACUCCACGUACUACAUCAACAACAACAACAAGAACGACAGUUUUACCUACAAUAACAAGGGCAAGAACAGUCACACUACCGUCAACAAAAACUGGACCAAAAACAUCAACCUUUAUUAAGCCCUCCUUUCAAAUAUCAAUCCAUGCUUAUGACCACGAUGCUUUCGGUGACAAUGAUGAUCUUGGCGUGACAAGCUACGUGUACAGAGGGAAUACAAAUACAGGAUUGAUUGUCACCACAAGACCUGGGAGUAAAAAUUUACGGAUAAAAUUGGAACUAAUGACGUCGUGCUCUGCAAAUUAUUUUGGUGUUUGGUGUGAUCAGAAACGAGAAACAACAAUGACAACUACAGCGACAUUAAGAGCUACAAGAACAACAACCCCUACUAAACCAACAACAACGAUCACUACCCAAAUGAAAACAGCGUCGAACUCUAAACUAACACCAAUAACUACCAGUACGCUAAAACCAACAAUAACACCAAAAGCAACAACAACGAAUACACAAAAACCAACAACAACCAGUACACAAAAACCAACAACAACAACCAGUACAACAAAACCAUCAAUAACAACCAGUACACAAAAACCAACAACAACAACCAGUACAACAAAACCAUCAAUAACAACCAGUACACAAAAACCAACAACAACAACCAGUACACAAAAACCAAAAACAACAACCAGAGCACAAAAACCAACAACAACAACCAGUACACAAAAACCAACAACAACAACCAUACCACAAACAACAACAACUACCACACCAAAACCAUCAACAACAACCAGUUCACAAAAUCCAACAACAACAACCAGUACACAAAAACCAAAAACAACAACCAGAGCACAAAAACCAUCAACAACAACAACUACACCACAACCAACAAUAACGACAAGUAGUACACAAAAACCAAUAACAACAACCAGUACAACAAAACCAACAACAACAACCAGUACACAAAAACCAAAAACAACAACCAGACCACAAAAACCAACAAUAACAACCAGUACGCUAAAACCAACAAUAACACCAGAAGCAACAACAACUGGUACACGAAAAACAAGAACAACAACAACCAGUACACCUAAACCAACAAUAACAACCAGUACCCUAAUACCAAUAAUUACACCAAAAGCAACAACAACGAGUACACAAAAACCAUCAAUAACAACCAGUACACAUAAUCCAACAACAACAACCAGUACACAAAAACCAAAAACAACAACCAGAGCACAAAAACCAACAACAACAACAACUACACCACAACCAACAAUAACAACAAGUACACAAAAACCAAUAACAACAACCAGUACAACAAAACCAACAACAACAACCAGUACAACAAAACCAACAACAACAACCAGUACAAAAAAACCAACAACAACAACCAGUACACAAAAACCAACAAUAACACCAGAAGCAACAACAACUGGUACACAAAAAACAACAACAACCAGUACACCUAAACCAACAAUAACAAUCAGUACGCUAAUACCAACAAUUACACCAAAAGCAACAACAACGAGUACAAAAAAACAAAAAACAAUAACCAGUACACAAAAACCAACAACAACAACCAGUACACCAAACCCAACAAAAACACCAAAACCAACAACAACAACCAGUACACAAAAAACAAAAACAACAACAACAACCAGUACACAAAAAACAAAAACAACAACCAGAGCACAAAAACCAAUAACAACAACCAGUACAACAAAACCAAUAACAACAACAAGUACACCAAAACCAAUAACAACAACCAGUACACCAAAACCAAUAACAACAACCAGUACACCAAAAUCAACAGCAACAACAACAAGUACACCAAAAUCAACAGCAACAACAACUAGAACGCUAAAACCGCCAAUAACACCGAAAGCAACAACAAGGAUAAUCACGACAUCAUCAAUGACCAGACAAGCAAAUCCGUCAACAAACCGACCUUGGAGUCAUGGCAAUAUCAGUAUAAUCAUGUUUUUCCUCUCCAUGAAUUAA
Molecule: messenger RNA, 2652 nt
Organism: Saccostrea cuccullata (small rock oyster)
Lineage: Eukaryota; Metazoa; Mollusca; Bivalvia; Ostreida; Ostreidae
Product: mucin-2-like
Exons: 6
Coding region: 1-2652 (883 amino acids)
Source: RefSeq, a predicted model, not a curated record